GCUUAGACUCCACUGAUGUCGUGGCGCUGUAGGGGCAGAAGUUGGUGUUUCGCCGGGCCCUGGUCCUGAAGACGUGGUCCGGGCCACCCCUGAGCCCUUCCUACCCCUUCGCCCGCCUUUCCCUCCCCUUUCUGGCAGGAUGAGGCGUGCAGGCCUGGGUGAAGGAGUACCUCCCGGCAACUAUGGCAACUAUGGCUAUGCUAAUAGUGGAUAUAGUGCCUGUGAAGAAGAAAAUGACAGACUCACUGAAAGUCUGAGACACAAAGUAACUGCUAUAAAAUCUCUUUCCAUUGAGAUAGGCCAUGAAGUUAAAACUCAAAAUAAAUUAUUAGCUGAAAUGGAUUCACAAUUUGAUUCUACAACUGGAUUUCUAGGUAGAACUAUGGAAAAACUGAGGAUUUUAUCCAGAGGGAGCCAAACAAAGCUGAUGUGCUAUAUGAUGCUGUUUUCAUUCUUUGUCUUUUUUGUCAUUUAUUGGAUUAUUAAACUGAGGUGAUGUAAGUAAGUGUGAGUUUGGAAUUUGUUCCAACUUAAGUGGCUUGGGGUACCAUUUUGGUAAAAAAAUCAGCAUCAGAACAUUCCUAAUUUUCACAUACUAUGGCUUUUUCCAUGGAAGAUUACUGAAUUUUACUUGUUUUAUAAAUCACAGGUAAUACAGUGCUCUUUGAAUACUGUUUGUUAAUGAAUCAUUUUUGCCCCUAUUUUAAGGGGUAUUGAGAUGGCCAAAAGUUAGUCCAGCCCUAACAAUUGUCUUUCUAUUGUUUCCUGUCAGAUUAAACAGCAGUAUAGUAUUCUGUCAUUACCGUAAACGUAGGUUUCCAUGCCACAUGGAGAAACUUGGUGGGAGAAUAAUUGAAUGGAGAGCCUGUCGCUGAGCCCUUGGGGUGGUGACCAAGAUUGGGAUGGAGUGAUAAAUAUAUUUUCCUGAGCAAACACCAACUCUAAUGAUGUAGUACCUUUCCUCCUUCAGUUGGUUAAAUUAGAUUUCUUUUUACCUACAAUUUUUUCUAAUAAUUUUUGACUAUAUGACUCCUUUUCCCCCUUUGCCUAAGGACUUCAUGCUUUAAUAAAGCUUGUUAUUUUGGCAUAUUUCUUGUAGGGUACAAAACAAAUGUGAACUGGUAUAAUUGUUAUUUUAUAUUAACUUUAUACAUACCAUUGACUUGGCUUAAAAUAGUUUUAUGAUUUUAGCUAUUUAGGCCAUUUGGUUAUCAUUUGUGACAGAAUAAUGUGAAGCUAAAGUAAUUGCUAAGCUCUGAAUGGAAAUAACAUGUUCAAGAAAAUUAAUUGCCUCUGCUUUAUUAUGUGCUCAAAAUAGAUGAUUGAAAGUACUCAGCAUUGAACUUGGGGUUAAGAGUAUUGUUGCUUUAAUCCAGUAUAUUUGUUUAUAGAAAGCAAAAUAAAGGUGGAAUGUUGAGUAUAAAGAAAUAUAAAAAUGUUCUUAAAUAUUCUGUAUUGCUACCAUUUUGGAAUUUACUCAUUUAUAAACACUAAAAAUAAAUUUUUAAUGAAAUAGAUUAA
Miniopterus natalensis is the source of this 1521-nucleotide messenger RNA. It is a transcript of the gene BET1, whose product is annotated as Bet1 golgi vesicular membrane trafficking protein. Lineage: Eukaryota; Metazoa; Chordata; Mammalia; Chiroptera; Miniopteridae. The record is from RefSeq and is a predicted model, not a curated record.